CAAAUUCCAGUGUUGACGUGCAAGUCUUUUCGCCAUCAGGGUUUUGCUGGCGGUGUGCUCCGGUACUUUUCCUGUUUCAUCGGUGUUUUUAACCGGUUUUACGUUGAACUUCGUGUAACUUCCGGUGCUCCGACCGUCCGUGACCGGCAACGAUGAGUACGAUAGUGGAGAAGAUCGCCCAAAUCGAGGCCGAGAUGGCCCGUACUCAGCGGAACAAGGCCACGGCUGGUCAUUUGGGUCUGCUGAAGGCGCGGUUGGCCAAGCUGCGUCGUGAGCUGAUCACUCCGAAGGGUGGCGGCGGCGCUUCGGAGCAGGGUUUUGAGGUUUCCAAGACUGGAGAUGCUCGGGUUGGAUUUGUGGGUUUUCCUUCGGUGGGGAAAUCAACGCUGCUGUCUAAUUUGGCCGGUGUGUACUCGGAAGUUGCGGCGUACGAGUUUACAACGCUGACGACGGUUCCCGGCUGUAUCAAGUACAAGGGAGCGAAGAUUCAGCUGUUGGAUUUGCCCGGAAUUAUCGAAGGAGCAAAGGAUGGCAAGGGUCGUGGUCGGCAGGUUAUUGCUGUGGCUCGAACCUGUAACUUGAUUUUUAUGGUGCUGGAUGUGCUGAAACCGUUGACGCACAAGAAGCUGCUGGAGCAUGUUGAAGGUUUUGGGUUGAGGUUGAACCAGCAACCGCCGAACAUUAGCUUCCGGAGGAAGGACAAGGGCGGUGUGAAUUUGAACGCGACCGUGGCGCAGUCCGAGCUCGAUCUGGACACGGUCAAGUCGAUUCUUUCGGAGUACAAGAUUCACAACGCGGACAUUACGCUCAAAUUCGACGCCACGACCGACGACCUGAUCGACGUGAUUGAAGGCAAUCGGAUCUAUAUUCCGUGCAUCUAUCUGCUGAACAAGAUUGACCAGAUCAGCAUCGAGGAGCUGGACGUGAUUUACAAGAUUCCCCACUGCGUGCCCAUUUCCGCCCAUCACCACUGGAACUUUGACGAUUUACUGGAAAUGAUGUGGAAGUAUUUGCAGCUGGUGCGAGUUUACACGAAACCCAAGGGUCAACUGCCGGAUUAUAGCUCACCGAUUGUGUUGCACCACGAGCACACCAGCAUCGAAGCGUUCUGUAACAAGCUGCAUCGAACAAUUGCAAAGGAAUUUAAAUAUGCCUUGGUUUGGGGAUCGUCCGUCAAGCAUCUGCCGCAAAAGGUCGGCAUCGAUCACAUCCUAAACGACGAAGACGUUGUCCAGAUUGUGAAAAAGGUGUAAAGCGAUUGUUCAACGCAGCAGCAGCACUCAAUUGUGUAAGUUUAUUAAUCCGCGCUUUACUAUUAAAUCAUUUAAACAUUUAUUUGCAACAAGCAAAACAAAAAACAA
Molecule: messenger RNA, 1361 nt
Organism: Culex quinquefasciatus (southern house mosquito)
Lineage: Eukaryota; Metazoa; Arthropoda; Insecta; Diptera; Culicidae
Gene: 128up
Product: GTP-binding protein 128up
Biological process (GO): cytoplasmic translation
Cellular component (GO): cytoplasm
Molecular function (GO): GTP binding; GTPase activity
Source: RefSeq, a predicted model, not a curated record